Messenger RNA from Fusarium verticillioides 7600, 926 nucleotides. Its product is annotated as cysteine dioxygenase. Gene Ontology annotation, biological process: L-cysteine catabolic process. Lineage: Eukaryota; Fungi; Ascomycota; Sordariomycetes; Hypocreales; Nectriaceae. Gene Ontology annotation, molecular function: ferrous iron binding; cysteine dioxygenase activity. The transcript is spliced from 3 exons. The record is from RefSeq and is a predicted model, not a curated record. The coding region runs from base 174 to 836 and encodes 220 amino acids.
GGAUUGACGGCUCGGCGAUUGAAGAUGCGGCUCUAUUAUAGAUAGCACCUUGAUAACAUUGUUCAGACUGAACUGUAAUUAAGCAAUUCACGACAAUCAGGUACACUUCUGCACCUCAAGGCCCAACAUUAUUAUCCGGUCCACUCAAUACGAAACAUUGGAAUUCCAUCACAAUGGCUGCAGUAUCUACACGAUUCGCUCCUCUGCCACUUACACCGUGUCAAUCAUCUCACCAAGCUUUUACUUCUUACACAGACUUCGAAGAGCCCGAAAAUUACUCGCUCGACGACUUUGUCCGGGACGUAAAAGCCCAUCUCGGUGAGGAGGGUGGCAUUGGCUGCGAGGAUAUAGAUGAGGACUACCUCAUUUCCUUAGCCAAGAAAUACACAUCAAACCCUAACGACUGGGCACGCUAUUAUCACAACUGCCCAGAAAAGAACUACACACGCAAUGCAAUUGUCAACAUCAAUCACAAGGCCAAUAUCCUCUUAUUAGUCUGGAACCCCGGAAAAGGAUCACCAAUUCAUGACCACGCCAAUGCCCACUGUAUCCUCAAAGUGCUGGCAGGCGAGUUGACAGAAACCAUCUACAACAUGCCCGAGAAGGGUUGUGAGGAGCGUCCUCUAUCAAUCAAGAGCGCCAAUACCCACCAAGCCGAUCAAGUCACAUAUAUCUCAGAUGACAUUGGUCUUCACCGGGUACAUAACCCUCAUCCUACCCAAGUGGCUGUCUCUUUGCACAUAUACACGCCGCCAAAUGCAGCUGAUAUCGGAUAUAAUGUCUUCGAUGAGUCCACGGGUCGUGCAAGCUUUAUGGCAAAAGCCGAAGCUCGUUAAGAAAAUAUCUGCAAAGUUGGAGAUAGUCCUUACAUACAUUGAUACCCUACCAUAAAAGAUUUAGAGAAUAUAUAUUGAUUCAAUUUCACG